Molecule: messenger RNA, 1257 nt
Organism: Glycine soja
Lineage: Eukaryota; Viridiplantae; Streptophyta; Magnoliopsida; Fabales; Fabaceae
Product: WAT1-related protein At4g15540-like
Exons: 7
Coding region: 48-1151 (367 amino acids)
Cellular component (GO): plasma membrane
Molecular function (GO): transmembrane transporter activity
Source: RefSeq, a predicted model, not a curated record
UUGUUAAGAAAUCAUUUUUACUGAAGAGGUAGGCAGGGAAGAGAGAGAUGGCAGGAGGGAGGUAUUGUGAGAAGGAAGUGCUUCCAUUCACCGCAAUGGUUGCUGUUGAGUGCACCAACGUUGGUGUCAACGUUCUAUUCAAAGCAGCAACUGAGAAGGGUUUAAGUUACUAUGCCUUCAUCGCUUAUUCAUUUGCAGUCUCCACCCUUUUCCUCCUUUUGCCUCUGCCCUUCGUCUUUCGAUGGUCAAGGGGGCUUCCUCCACUCAAUCUGUCUCUCAUCUUCAGAAUUUUCCUCCUUGGAGUAAUUGGACUUACAGCGCAGCUUUGUGGAUAUAAAGGACUUAAAUACACUUCGCCCACUCUUGCUUCUGCUCUUAGCAACCUUAUACCGGCUUUCACCUUCAUACUAGCAAUCAUUUUCAGAAUGGAAAAGGUGGCUUUGAGAAGCCCAAGCACUAUGGCCAAAAUCUUGGGUUCGUUAGUAUCCAUAUCAGGUGCACUCAUAGUUGUUCUUUAUAAAGGCCCCAUAAUCUUAUCAACUUCUUCUCCACAACCUUCACCAACAACUGAUUCUCCAAUGGAUUCUACAUCUCAAACAAACUGGGUUCUUGGUGGAUCUCUACUUGCCAUUGAGUUUCUUUUGGUUCCAAUCUGGUACAUUGUUCAGACCAAUAUUAUGAAACAAUACCCAGCAGAGUUUAUUGUGGUCUUCUUAUACAACUUGACUGGGACUCUCAUAUCUACACCAAUUUGCUUGCUAUUAGAAGCCAAUCUGAGCUCUUGGAAGAUAAAUUGUGAUAUAACAUUGAUCGCCAUUAUAUAUUCGGGUUUCUUUUCCACGGGCCUAAGUAGUUUGGUUCACACAUGGGGCCUCCAUCUUAAAGGCCCAGUUUAUAUAUCAAUCUUUAAGCCUUUGUCGAUAGUCGUUGCUGCUGCUUUGAGUGUUAUAUUCCUCGGUGAUGCAUUAUAUUUUGGAACCGUUGUUGGAGCAGUGAUACUCUCAUUUGGGUUUUAUGCUGUCUUAUGGGGGAAAGCAAAAGAAGAAGAAUUGACUGUAGUGGACUUUGAUGAUAUACGUCCUCCUUCAAAUACUAAGAGUCCUUUGUUGCAGAGCUACAAAGUGAAAGAUGAAGAUAACCAAAAUAUUUAACUAUAUUGUAAUUUUAUUUGAAAUUCCAAAAAAAACAAAGCAUUGUGACAUUUUCUAUUUCUGAUUAGAGUGAGAAUCUAAUGCAUAUCAAACAUCUUGAUCCUUA